Messenger RNA from Hydatigera taeniaeformis, 837 nucleotides. The record is from the annotation of a GenBank genome assembly. Lineage: Eukaryota; Metazoa; Platyhelminthes; Cestoda; Cyclophyllidea; Taeniidae.
AUGCACAUUCACGCUGCGCAGUUUGAAGGUUCAGGUGGCGGACGCUUUAUUUUGUAUGCUCUCUCGGGACUCCUCAUCUUCUCAGCUUCUCCACCUCGUCGCCGUCCUCCUUCUAUCCUUUUUCACACAAAAGUCUUUCAAUCAAUUGAAGCCAACAAAACGGCGGAACUAUCUGAUUGCUAUCAAUCACCCCACCACUACCAAGCGCCUCAACUGGCCUGUUGGCCAGCAACCUUGGAGGGUGGCUCAAUCAACGCAAGUCCACAGGCCGGUGCGGCCCUCUACAGUCCCUACUUAGCAGCUCCCGCCGCAGCGGCAGCUGCAAGGGUGGGCACACCCGCUAUGACAAGUAUGGGCAGUCCUACAGAGGUGCAUCAGGUACUGGCGGCUCUAGCGGCUGCCACGGCUGCGGCCACCGCAUCACCGGGCACCAUGAAGGAUUCACGAUGGCUCACAUUGGAGGUGUGUCGUCAGUACCAACGAAAAAUGUGCUCCAGAGAUGAAAAUGAAUGCAAGUUCGCUCACCCACCUCCACAUGUGGAUGUACAAAAUGGACGUGUUAUCUGUUGCUACGAUUCCAUCAAGGGCAUGGAGAUUGAAACAGGCUUAGUCAUACCCUCCAUCCGCCUUUGUCUUCAUGCGAGGCGCCAACUGAGCGCCCCAUUUUCCGCUCUCUGCCUUAUAAUACACCGAUCACCUUUCCAUGGUCCACUCCUUUUACCUGUCACUGUCAACGUACAGCCACCGGAAAUCGAUUGGCUUAUAAUCAGUCGUGUUUACUUCUACUUGACAAAUACACAAAUGCAGCGUCGGUGCGCACCGCCAUUCCGUAAAUAG